UUUCAAUUUCACAACUAUUGACCAAAAAUCCUCUCUCAGUUUUGGCCAUGGAACUUGUGCAAUCGGACCCAACCCAAGAUCCGGAAACCCGGUACGAUCCACGUUGCUGCUCAUGUUUCCCCAGCUUCCGGUCUAGAAGCUCCACCGCCGUUGGAUACUCCUCCUGGGGACGAAUCCGCACCGUCGAUGAUAAUCAAAGCGGCGACCACGGAGACGAGCCACGGUGGUGGAAACGGGCGGCUCUGAAGAUCCGAGAGUGGUCUGAAAUCGUAGCUGGUCCACGGUGGAAGACUUUCAUACGGCGAUUCAAUCGCGAUCCACGGCGCGGUCGCGAUUGGGACGCAAGCGAGAAAUUCCAAUACGAUCCUUUGAGUUACUCGCUAAAUUUCGACGACGACGACGAAGACGAAUACGUCGGGUUGGGCGGAUUCCGAAGCUUCUCCACUCGCUACGCUUCUGUUCCGGUCUCCUCAGCUAAACCCCCGGCGAUUUCGCCGCCGUCUUCGUCUGCGUUGACGCCGCGAAACGAGAUAUUGGAAAGUUAGUGGGCGCGUGUACGAACGCGUUUGCGUUACUGGCGGCGGCGGCGGAAAGGCUGUCAAGUGGUUGACUGUUUACGUUUUGGGGGGUCUGUCGCGUUAAUUGCGUUUCCUCUUUAUUCUGUUUAUAAUUAAAAUACGACUAUCAACUUUGAAUUAUUAUUUAUUUAUCAUCAUCGAUUUUUUUCUCUUUCAAAGACGUUUUCUGGCAAUAUUUUGUUUCAUUUUUGGGGGAUAUUAUAAUUUUGAAAUUGCUGAUAUGUAUAAUGAUGUAAAUUAGCUGUACAGCAUGUGUGGAAGCUAGGAUUUAAGUUAAUCAUUUGAUUUAAAACAAUUAAUUAUAUAUUUAGUUG
Molecule: messenger RNA, 892 nt
Organism: Eutrema salsugineum
Lineage: Eukaryota; Viridiplantae; Streptophyta; Magnoliopsida; Brassicales; Brassicaceae
Exons: 1
Coding region: 48-545 (165 amino acids)
Source: RefSeq, a predicted model, not a curated record